Seminavis robusta is the source of this 1110-nucleotide messenger RNA. The record is from the annotation of a GenBank genome assembly. NCBI's taxonomy places the organism in Eukaryota, Bacillariophyta, Bacillariophyceae, Naviculales, Naviculaceae.
AUUCUUGUCCAGCCUCGAGAUCGAACAGCACCAACACAUCGGAACACAACAGCACAAGACCACGGUCAAUCACUUCCUUUGUGGCUAGCUAGCUAGUUCGGUUAUCGGUAAACAUCUGCUUGGAGCGUUAAUAAAUUAAGAGCAUUGUUGUUAUUGAAUAGAAAGGGAGAAAAUGUCUAGGUAUUUUCCAACAGCAGCACCAACGAGGGAUUUGUCAUUAGAGCCAACCACGGUUUCUCCAUCGACUUUGGCUCCGACAACGGAAGCUCCAUCGACCGCUGCUCCAACCACGGCAACUCCAACUACGAUUGCUCCCACUACGAUCAAGCCAACAACGGCCGCUCCGACUACGAUAGCGCCAACCACAAUCGCUCCCACCACAAUCGCUCCCACAACACUUGCUCCGUCUACCUUAUCACCCUCGACAACACCACCGGCUCCUACCCACCAUCACCAUUCCAAGGCUCGCGAGAUUGAAAUUGAUUCCACGGCAGUGAUUGGAUUUGUCCUUGUCUGCUUACUAGCAUUGCUGUAUCGGAAGCGAAGAAAACUGCCCGGUUAUCUAUUACAAAUUAAAUACUAUCUCUGUUGCUGUCGUUUGAGCGAUCAAGAAAUAUUGGACCAACAGGAAGAACAUGCCACACUAAAUGAUUUCAUUUUUGAUGUGGAAGACAAUGAAGAAACGGGGCGCUUGAAUGCCAGUCAUUAUUCCGAACUCACCGAAGAUCAGCAUACGGAACUAUUACCAAGGUUGCCGUUGGAAGUGAGCAUCCAAUCCGUCUUUCCCGACUUGCUGGGAGACGAAAUGGAGAAACAGCCACCAAACAACCAAAAUAAUCACAACAAUUCUCUGGAAGAUCCAUUGAUUCCACCCCGACAAAAUGCCGCGUAAGAUGAUGAUCAUGGUUGGUUGGGUAUAUUAUACACGCAGUACGGUAUGAGUGGAGAAGCCAAUGGAGUUCUGAAAGUAUCUUAAUGAAUGACCGGCAAUGGUUAGUUCUUGGAAGUGGGAAAUGAAAUACAGACAACAACACGCAAAGCCGACCUUUUCAAAGUGUGCGUGCAAGGAGUUGACUGCGUGCUUUUUGCAUUGCAUUGCACAGAUCAGAU